Molecule: messenger RNA, 2403 nt
Organism: Polyodon spathula (Mississippi paddlefish)
Lineage: Eukaryota; Metazoa; Chordata; Actinopteri; Acipenseriformes; Polyodontidae
Product: cerebellin-1
Exons: 6
Coding region: 1136-1717 (193 amino acids)
Cellular component (GO): glutamatergic synapse; synaptic cleft
Molecular function (GO): protein binding
Source: RefSeq, a predicted model, not a curated record
AGAGAGAGAGACAGAGAGAGAGAGAGAGACAGAGAGAGAGAGAGAGAGUCAGUCAGUCAGUCAUACUUCACUGAAAUCGACGGCAGUCUCGGAUUAUGUUCUCAUGUCUUGUAUUCCUCUGUGAUCUGGAUGUAUCAAAAUUGCAAUCUUCACGAUGGAGCAGUAACGUCUGCGCUGCUUUGACUCUGCGUUCAGGAGCUGCUCUUCAGAUCUACUUGCCUGCUACAGAUAUAUGCUCCUAAUACCUCCAGAUCAUCAGGACCAUUGGUGUAACGUCUGAGGCUGUCUCUCCAGUGGUUCAGGAGGCUGUGUGGUCCAGUGGUUCAAGAUUGUAACUAGGAGGUUCCUAUCCCAGCUCAGCCACUGACUCACUGUGUGACACUGAGCAAGUCACUUAACCUCCUUGUGCUGCGUCUUUGGGAUAGACUCUUGCAUAACAUUCCACCAGUGGAACUAGAAAGCCAUCAGUUUCAUUAAGAAACUUCUCAAGCAGCAUCUUGGUGGACGUCCAUAAUUUGGUGCAGCGUCUCAGUUUUGGAACAGGCAUUAUAAGUAAAAGAGGACCAUCUGGUACCUUAUUCUUUAGAGUAGGAUCAUAAUACUUGAUCUAUCCAGAACUUUGGUUGACUUUCAUAAUUUGGUUAAAUGGUUCAAUUCAAGUCUAAAAAGGACUAGCCUUUGAUAGUCAGAUAUCUUCUUGGUCUGUUUAGGAGUUCCUAGUAUACUUUGUAUGGUGGUAGACAUCCAUAUAUUGGUUGAAAAGCCUCACUUUGCAAAAUAUAUGUAAAAAAGGACUUCCUGCUUUCUUGGUCUACGUUGGAGUUUCUGAGGAUCAAAUUGUUUGCAAAGGCUUUCAUCAAAGGCUUUCUAUCUUGGUGGACUUCCAUAACUUGGUUAAAUAUCUCAGUUGCUGGGGACAUAAUAUAAGUAAUAAAGGACUAACCAUUCAAAAUCUGGUAUCUUCUUGGUCUAUGUUGGAGUUCCUGAAGAUCAAACUACUCGCUAAUACUUCCUAUCUUGGUGGACUUCCAUAACUUGAUGAAAGAUCUCAAUUCUGCUAUCAAAAUAGUCAGAGAUUCAAAAUCUUGUGUCUCCGUGGUCUAGCUGGUAAUACAUCUCAGUUCUAGGGGAAAGCAUGAAGAUGGUUAAGUUCUUAAUAGUUUUCAUUCUGAGUUUGGAGCUCACCUCAGUCCUCUCUCAGAAUGACACGGAUCCCAUUGUCCUGGAGGGGAAGUGUCUGGUGGUCUGUGAUUCUACUCCCACUUCAGAGCCAGUUGGGACUGCAUUGGGAAUGUCGGUGCGUUCCGGGACUGGGAAAGUGGCUUUUUCCGCAAUUCGGAAAACCAACCAUGAACCGUCGGAAAUGAGCAAUCGUACAAUGACGAUCUAUUUUGAUCAGAUUCUAGUUAAUGUCGGAAAUCAUUUUGAUCCAGUCAGAAGCAUGUUCAUCGCCCCCAGGAAUGGAGUGUACAGCUUCUGCUUCCACGUGGUCAAAGUGUACAACAGACAGACCAUACAGGUGUCACUGGUGUUGAAUGGCUGGCCUGUGAUCACUGCCUUCGCUGGGGACCAGGACGUCACAAGAGAGGCGGCCACUAACGCAGGGCUCAUGACCAUGGAGAAGGGAGACAAGGCCUACUUGAAACUGGAGAGGGGGAACCUGAUGGGGGGCUGGAAAUAUUCCACCUUCUCUGGCUUCCUGGUCUUUCCACUCUAAUCCCAGAAUUAGGAAUGGUUAAGAUUAGUUAGGAAGUCUGAAACAAUAAUUCCUAUUUCUAUAGCGCCUUUUAUCACAAGGAUCCCAAAGCACUUCACACACACAAAAUGUGUCUAAUACAAAAUUGGAUAAAACAGAAAUUCAAAAAUAGAUAUAAAGUGGUUGUAAAAUAGGAAAACUAUUAUUUAAAAAAUAUAUAUAUUUUACAAAAAUGGUUUUAAAACAGUACGAGUCCCAGCUUCCCUGACAGAAGAAGGCAGAGCAUUCUAGUUUCACCAAUUCAGGCUCCCCAUUCAGGAGCUUUACAAGAAAAGGCAUUCCCUCCCGUGUCAUUUGUAUCCACCCUAGCCUUUAGAUCCUGUGAUCUAAGAGUGUAGUUAGGGGUAUACAGGGGCAGACAUUCCCCUUGCAAAGGCUUCCCACAGUAAAGGCAGAGCCAGUCUGUCAGUCACACACGUCAUCCAUUGCUCUACAUUCAAAAUCAGAGCUAUCAGUGGAAUGAAAAAAGUUGAUGCAGUACAGAACAGAAAGAGAAAUUAAAUGUUUCAUCACAAUCGGAUAAAUGGUUCUCCAGAUAGAUGCAACAAUGUGACGUACUGAUGGAAGGAUGCACAGACAGACAGACGCCCCUAUAUAGCCCCCUGCUCUGAUAUUCUCAAUAACUUCUGCUAUAUAAUGUUAAUACC